AUGAUCGCUCAUAAUACUCCAAUUCCAAUUUCUAUUCUCAGCCCAAAUAACCCUUAUAUUCAAGAUACCUCAACAAAUUCAAAGGGUGAAGCCCAAACAGAAAUGGCAGAGAUAAUAGAGGUUCCAACACCAAACAAUACAGGUUUGGUACCACAAAAAAUGAAAAUUGAAUCAGCAGCGGAGGAAUUGGAUAAAACUGCCCCAAUUGCCUCAAAAAUAGAAGUCCUAACGGACUUAAAAGAACCAAGUUCAUCCCAAAACACCUUACAAGAAACACCAUUUAUAGUAGUUUCUUACAAGAAAUCAAACAACAAAAAUAGCAACAAGAAAGAAGAGGAGGAAAAGAAACUUACGCACCCAGGUCAACAACACAGAGUCCACGAGAUCACCUCUCGGGGUGCACCAGGGCUAAGGAACCAACACUAA
Dentiscutata erythropus is the source of this 426-nucleotide messenger RNA. The record is from the annotation of a GenBank genome assembly. NCBI's taxonomy places the organism in Eukaryota, Fungi, Glomeromycota, Glomeromycetes, Diversisporales, Gigasporaceae.